AGGGUGCUAAUUUACAGGGACACGGCCAAGUUUAUGAAAUUGAGGCAUUGGAAAAGUUAUACCAGAAGGAAAAGUUAUCCCAGAUCCAAUCUGGGAUCUAAGACAGUGUAGUAGUAGUAGUUAUACUGAAAGUCGCUUCUGAAGAAAUCUAUCAUAUCAGUAUUUGUUCUUGGGAUUGUGCAGUUCAACUGUUUGCUCAAAGUACCAAUAGAAAACUGCUUAUUUAUCAUCUCCCAGGGAUUCACAGGACUUUCUCUCACUGGGUAUUCAAACCCAUCAUGUUCAAGCAGUCGCCGCGUAGGAACCAGAGGAACACGGGAUUCAAAGUGAAACACACUCUUCAAGUAUGUGUACUUGUAGGUGUUUGUGUCUGGCUUCUUUACCAAAUCCAACAGUCUCAAUAUAAAAACACCUCAAAGGAAGAACAUGAGCCUCUCUCUGAGAAGGUAGACAACGGAUUUGAAGAUCUCAAGCUGGGCAGGAAAGGCCUCCAACCUCGUUUGGAGGAAGCAAAUUCCAAAGAUUCGGGUAAUGGGGAGCAACAAGACGAGGAGGAGGAGAAAGGGAAAAGUUUUGAUGAUGAGAACAAUCAAGAAGUGAAAGAAGAAAAUGGGCAGUCCAUAGAUGAAAAUGGGGAGAGCAUUGAAAGGGAUGUCUUGGAAGAGAACAAGGAAAAGGAUGAAAAUGGCGCGGAUGGGAAUGGAAACGAAGAGAUAAAUGAUAAUGGGGGGAGCAAGGAGAAUGAAAAUGGUGAAAACAAAGAUGAAGAAAACAAAGUGAAAGUAGAGGAGGAAAAUAGUAUUAUCAAAGAAAAACAAGAUGAAAGCAAUGGAAGUGAGGAAACAAGUGUAAAUGGAGGUGAAGAGAUGGGAGCAAAAGAGAAUGGGAGUGAAGAGAAUGAUCCUAAGGUCAAUACGAAUAGCGACAACACGGACGAAAAGAAAGAUGGUCAAGUAGAAGAAACUAAUGAUAACAAUAAUAAUGGAAUUGAAGAGAAUGGGAGCGAGGAAACAAGUAAAAAAGGAGGUGAAGAGAACAACGAAAAGGUAGAGGAGAAUAUGAAUGGCAAAGAAGGGAAUGGGGAGGAAAAUAGUAUUAUCAAAGAAAAGACGGAUGAAAGCAAUGGAAGCGAGGAAACAAUUGAAAAUAGAGGUGAAGAGAUGGAAGUAAAAGAUAAUGCGAGUGAGGAAAAGAAUGAUGGUCAAGUAGAAGAAACUAAUCGCAAUAAUGGAAUCGAAGAGAAUGGGAGCGAGGAAACAAGUAAAAAAGGAGGUGAAGAGAACAACGAAAAGGUAGAGGAGAAUAUGAAUGGCAAAGAAGGGAAUGGGGAGGAAAAUAGUAUUAUCAAAGAAAAGACGGAUGAAAGCAAUGGAAGCGAGGAAACAAUUGAAAAUGGAGGUGAAGAGAUGGAAGUAAAAGAUAAUGCGAGUGAAGAAAAGAAUGAUGGUCAAGUAGAAGAAACUAAUCGCAAUAAUGGAAUCGAAGAGAAUGGGAGCGAGGAAACAAGUAAAAUAGGAGGCGAAGAGAACGACACAAAGGUAGAGGAGAAUAUGAAGGGCAAAGAAGGAAAUGGGGAGGACGAAGAGAGUAAGAGUGGGGAAAUAAGCGAAACUAAGGAAGUCGAGGGAGAGGAAAGUAACGAGAGGAAAGACAUGGAGGGCAAAGUAAAAGACCACUCUACCCCCAAUGGCGUGAACAAAGAUGAGGGUGGAGAAACUAAUGAGACAAAAGAUGUACAAGGUGAAGCAAAAGACAACUCUAGCCCCAAUUCCGUUAAUGAAGAUGAGGGUGGAGAAAGCAACGAGACGAAAGAUGAACAGGGUGAAGCAAAAGACCACUCUACCCCCAAUGGCAUUAACGAAGACGAGGGUGGAGAAACUAAAAUGAUGAAGUCAUCAUCGCUGAGUGAAGGGAAUGCAAAUGGAGUGUGGCAAGAAGACCACUCUACCCCUAGUUCUGCACAGUCUGGAAACGAAAACAAAGACGUUCCCAUUGCUGGAGAUUCUGGUACAGAAUCAACGAAUGACAACAUUGUAUCAAUCGGUAGUGGGGAGUCUGUUUCAGAUUCUACACCGGAUCGACAAAGCAGUGAUGACUCGGGUUCAGUUAGCUCAGCUGUGGAUCCCCAUAAUGACAAUGGCACAAUCGUUAACCGUGGUGAAACCAGGCUUAACCAGAGUUAAGUGAUCCAAUCCAAUUCCCACAUUCAAAAACUUAAGAAAAUACUGCAGUAACAAAGAUGUUGCUGCUGCUACAGAGUCAUACUUUAUGAAUUGCAUUAAGAAUUUGUUUGUACUUUGUUGGCUUUUCUACCUGGAAGCAAAUUGUACCAUUUUUUGCUUACUACAUUCAGUUACAAGUUAAUGUU
Cuscuta campestris is the source of this 2368-nucleotide messenger RNA. Lineage: Eukaryota; Viridiplantae; Streptophyta; Magnoliopsida; Solanales; Convolvulaceae. The record is from the annotation of a GenBank genome assembly.